CCCACCCAAAGGCAAUUAAGGGUAAAGGACGACAAAAAUAUUUGAUGAACUUUUUUUCUGGAAGUGUAGCCUGGGAAGAAAGGAUGGCGAUAACGUUAGAAUGAAAUAUCAUUAAUCCAAGAUUACAGAUACAAGACCGUUUGAAGAUUCCUGAACAGACACGGCAUGGCUCACAUCUCUCUGUUUUAAACUUGGAAUUAACUUUAACGGUAAUAUACUAGCACAAACUGCCGCCACUUAGAGAACAAAUUCUAAAGCGUCUAGUCCGGUUGAUAAUAGGAAUAAUUUGCGUUAUGAGUCAUAGCAUACCCGACAGUUGAUUUAUUUCAGAGAGAAACGUCAAAAGAACGGACAUUACUUUUACUCCGUUAGAUAGCUCAAGAUAGCGGUCUUCCCUAUUUCUGUUCUCUGGGAUGGGGGCCGCGCCGGGUUCGGGCUGGGAAGAGGGCGAAUUCGAGUUCAAGUUGGUUUUUGAGGAGGACCCGCCGCGCCAACUCCGGGGGCCAUCUCCAAUGCGCAACGUGGACCAGGAGCACAUCAUCACGGGGGAGAGAACGGAGAACACCCUGUUGCACCUUGAGUCGAGCAGUAACGUUGACAACCACCUGGUUACCACAAAUGCAGGCCAGCCAAUCGGCAUCCCUGCCUCACCUUCAUCAGCCAGUCAGAGGGCCGGGAUGCAUUCCCCACCUCCGAGGCGAGCCUUGGCGAGGGAGUUCAGUGGGACCUAUGAGAGCCUUCCAGCCCGGUCUGUACAGGUGUCGGAGUCUCGUGUUUUGGAGUGCCCCAGCAUCCAAAUAACAACCAUCUCCCCUGAGGAUGACUGUGCUCCAGCAGGCGGAAACUACUGGGACACUGGAGGAGGCUGGGAUCGUGAGCGCCUCUACCUCCCCCUCCUGGACCCCUUCUGCUACCGCGAGGCAGGAUGUGCAGGCUCACUCAGCCCCAGCCCCGCCUCCAGCCCCUCUUCCCGAGGCUGGCUCAGCCCGGCGUCCAGCUGCGAUUCGUUGCUGGUGGAGGAGGAGGAGCUGAAUGAAGCCACUGCACACUUUGGGCUUUCCCCUUCCUCUAGGCCCACCUCCCCAGGGGGGAAAAAAAGGCGUAAUUCCCCCCUGGCCUCUCCCUGCACCUCACGCAGGAGCAGCUACUCCGAAGACCACAGCGUCCUGGAGGGGGGAGACUCCGCCCCUCAGUCCCAAGCUCCGCCCAGUAGUUUUGAGCUGAGUAUCCCGCAGAAGACCAGGAAGACAUCUUUGGAGCAGAUGUCUCCCAGGGAGGUGGAUCAGGACUCCUCAUCCCCAGCCCCAGGCCUCCCCCCCUGCCUGCCACCAGAGCACCUCCAGCAGCAGCAGCCGCAGCAGCUGCAGCAGGCCAGGAGAGAGCCCCCAUCCCUGGGCAUGGACUACCUGUCCGUGCCCCCAUCCCUUGGCUGGGGCAGGACCCGGGCCAGCGCGCACAGCCCCCUCUUCAGGUCCAAUGCUCUGCCACCACUUGAUUGGCCGCUGCCGUCUCAGUUCGACCAGUAUGAGCUGCGCAUAGAGGUGCAGCCACGCCCCCACCACCGAGCCCACUACGAGACGGAGGGCAGCCGAGGAGCCGUCAAGGCCUCGCCCGGGGGACAUCCUGUGGUCAAGCUCACAGGCUACACAGAGAGACAGCCCCUCUCCUUGCAGGUGUUUGUCGGAACAGCAGAUGAUAGGUCCAUCCGGCCACACCCCUUCUACCAGAUACACAGGGUGACAGGGAAGAUGGUGGGCACGGCCAGUCAGGAGAGCAUUCAGGCGGGCACCAAGAUACUGGAUAUCCCCCUCAACCAAGAGACCAACAUGACUGCACUUAUCGACUGUGCCGGUAUCCUGAAACUGAGGAACUCGGACAUCGAGCUACGGAAAGGAGAGACAGACGUAGGGAGGAAGAACACGCGCGUGCGUCUAGUGUUCCGUACCCACCUCCCCCUGGCCCCGCCCCUGGCCCCGCCUGGGCGUGUACUGGCCCUGCAGGUGGCCUCCCUGCCCAUCGAGUGCUCUCAGCGUUCAGCUCAGGAGCUGCCGGUGGUGGAGUCUGUCAGCAUCACUUCCUGUUCUGUGGAGGGAGGGGAGGAGCUUCUGCUGAGCGGCACCAACUUCCUGCCAAUGUCCAGAGUGCUCUUCAUGGAAAGAGGGACAGAUGGCAAGUUGCAGUGGGAGGAGGAGGCGCAUGUUGACCGGGACAACAGUAAUGAGGGUUUGCUGUGUGUGCAAGUUCCAGCGUACAGUGACCUUUCAGUGAGUCGACCAGUCCCUGUGUGUCUGUACGUCUCCAAUGGCAAGAGAAAGAGAAGCAGCACCCAUUGUUUCAAAUACCUGCCCAUCAUGUUUAAAGAGGAGGACCCCCUUCUGUCCCACCCUUCCGUCCUCCCCCUGGAGGGGGUGACGCUACAUCUCAGGGGUGACCCGCCUCCAGAGGACCCAGGCCAGGGCUUCCACCUGCCCCCGUACCCUUCCACCUACUCCCCUCCGUACCCGGGCCACGGGUACAAUGAGGAGUACAACUGCCCCAAGCCAGAGGCAGCGGACGAUGCUGGGGGUUCCAGGGGGGCUCUGUCGGAGAGGCACCCUAGCUUUGAGAGCUUGGAGCUGGGCUUCACAGAGCUCCUGCCUCCCCUGUACCCCAGGGCCCCGCAGCCACCCUCCCCGUCCCCAUCCCCAUGGCUGGACUCCCCAUACCUGUCCUCGUCCCCCUCCCCCUCCCACUCCUCCUCCCUCAGCCCCUUCCCUGCCGGCAGCCCAAUCUCCUCCUCCCCCCUGCCCCCCAUUGUCUCCUCAUCCUCCCCUUACCCCCAGUACCCCUACACCCAGGAGGUGUGCCCCUCACCCCCCUCCCACCACAGCCCCUACCAGGACUUCUACCCCCCGCCAUACAGCCACUAUGAGGCCUGGGAGUCCCAGGGAGGGGUUCAGGGAGCUGGGGGGGAGAGGGAGCCUCCAUCUGGGCCAAAGAUGCAUGAGAGCCCCCUGGAGUUUGCCAGCUCGUCCACCAUGCAACACAUCACGUUAGAGGAAGUGAACGAGUUCAUCGGGGAGGACAUCCGAUCGUUCCAUUCCAGCUCACAGAUGGACAGCCAGCCUAGCUGAGCGGCACAGCGCCUUUUAAUCCUUCAGUCCAUAUCCUAUCACACUUUAUGCACUUGGUUUAUGAAGCUA
Molecule: messenger RNA, 3182 nt
Organism: Osmerus eperlanus (European smelt)
Lineage: Eukaryota; Metazoa; Chordata; Actinopteri; Osmeriformes; Osmeridae
Gene: nfatc4
Product: nuclear factor of activated T cells 4
Exons: 13
Coding region: 414-3113 (899 amino acids)
Biological process (GO): calcineurin-NFAT signaling cascade; cytokine production; regulation of transcription by RNA polymerase II
Cellular component (GO): transcription regulator complex
Molecular function (GO): DNA-binding transcription factor activity, RNA polymerase II-specific; RNA polymerase II cis-regulatory region sequence-specific DNA binding; transcription factor binding
Source: RefSeq, a predicted model, not a curated record